AUGAUUAUUGAACCAAAGUUUUACGUACCAAUUAUUCCAAUGUUACUUGUCAACGGCGCUGAAGGAAUGGGUACUGGCUGGUCCACUUCAAUUCCAACAUUUAAUCCACUUGAUCUCAUCGACGUUUUGAACACACUAUUGGAUUCACCGAAUGCACAAAAUGCUAAAAUUCCUACUCUCAAAAUGUGGGCUCGAGGUUUCAAGGGAGUGAUUGAACAAAAUGGAAAUGAUAAAUUUACAGCGAAAGGAGUCUAUGCCGUGAAACAGAAAGGAGGUAGCAUUGAAAUGGAUAUUUCUGAAUUACCCAUUGGAGAGUGGACAGAACAUUUUAAAACACAUUUAUUGAAUCUUGCUUCCAAGGAUGUGAUCAAACCAAAAUUUUCGGAACGAAACACUGAAAGUACUGUUGGUUUUACUAUCACAAUCAAUUCAUCUGAAAUUACCCCAUCUUUGUUGAAGAAAUUGAAAUUAGAAAAAUCAUUCAGUAUGACAAACAUGACUGCGUUUUCAGCCAAUCAGGAAAUAGUCCAAUAUUCAAAUAUUGAGGAAAUGAUUAAGCAAUUCUAUGUGGUCAGAAUUGAAUACUAUGAAAAAAGAAAAGCGUACCAAAUUGCUCAUCUAGAAAAACAAAGUCGAGUUCUGACAAAUAAGGUUAAAUUCUUGGAUUAUAUAACUUCUGGGGAUUCAAACCUGAAACAGUUUAUGAAAACCAAACGAGAAGAUCUUCCCUCAUUCCUUAAGACAGUUGUUGGUGUGGAAAUUGGCCAAAGUGAAAGUAUUUCAUACCUCACAGACAUGAGUUUAAUAAGUUUGACUAUGGAAAAUAAGGAAAAAUUGGCUAAACAAUUAGAGACUAUCAAAGCUGAUUUAAAUAAUGUCAAAGCGGAUACUGCAAAACAGAUGUGGAGACGUGAUUUGCAAAAAUUGAAGGAGGAGCUCAUUUCCUUAAAACAACAAUGGAUCGUUUAA
Molecule: messenger RNA, 969 nt
Organism: Naegleria lovaniensis
Lineage: Eukaryota; Heterolobosea; Eutetramitea; Acrasida; Naegleriidae
Exons: 1
Coding region: 1-969 (322 amino acids)
Biological process (GO): resolution of meiotic recombination intermediates; sister chromatid segregation; DNA topological change
Cellular component (GO): nucleus
Molecular function (GO): ATP binding; DNA topoisomerase type II (double strand cut, ATP-hydrolyzing) activity; DNA binding
Source: RefSeq, a predicted model, not a curated record